This is a messenger RNA of Ectocarpus siliculosus, 1454 nucleotides long. The record is from the annotation of a GenBank genome assembly. Lineage: Eukaryota; Phaeophyceae; Ectocarpales; Ectocarpaceae.
UUACCCACAACUACACCUGCUUGACUAUUGGAGGAAGCCAUCAUGAAGUCCUACACGCUGCUUCUGGCUGCCCUCAUCGCUAUUGCCCUUGUGUGUCCAUCAUGUGCUAAGGGGUUCGGGAGGAAGAGGACGAUGGCCAGGCAGGGUGACCAGGAGCCCAUGGCCGCAACCGUGAGCACCCGAGACAAGGAGCUCGCUAAGAUGCGGGCCUACAAGGCUGCUGUCCAGGAGAUGGGGGAAGACGCCGACGAGCUUGCCAUGCUGAAGCGGGUAGAGGAGAUCACCGACAAGCUGUUGAGGGAGUCGUUUCCGGACGCAUACAAACCCGCCCCAGCCAAGAGGCCUAAGGCCGUGGAUAGCGACGAUGUCUGGGAGAACGGGACGGUUGUGCGUUACCUGGCCCGGGUCAUGGCCUUACUGCUUGCGGCGGCGGGACUGUACGCGUGGAACGACAAGGACGUGCGAGAGAAGCCGGACCGCACCAUCAAGGACACACCGCCGAGAUCGUCAAGACCGUCGGCGCGUUCGUCGUCUGCCUCGGACUCGAGGAAGAUGCGAUAGACAUCCAAAGCUGUCGCCUCUCGAACCCAAAUGGUUGGAUUUGGCAGGAGACGACGUGCGGUAGAUAAGCCCAGACGCUCCCGCAAUGGUGCUGCAUGCGUUUGCACUGCCGCCCUCUGCCCUCGUGAGGGUGGCGUAGGAUUCCACAGAAAAGCCGUCUUGUCACGGGGUUGUCACCUUUUCAGUUUCGGUUCCAGUUCCAGGUUCAGCAGCAGGAAAGCUUCCAUGGCGUUGCCUGUCGUGCAGAUUAACCUGUAAAAGGUACAUGCUGCGGUGACCGAGCGUGCUAGAGUCGGAGUCGUUCGUGAGGUUGCGCCGGCUAGCCGCAUAUAUAUCGCAGAUACUUGUGGUGGGUAUCUCGACCUCGAGAUAAUUUGAACCUCUAGAAAGGCGUGUGUGUUUUUGGAGGGAAUCAGUCAUUUCGAGGAAAGGAACUAUUUUCCUGGACGUGUCGGGACGAAACAAGUUUUCUUGAGGUGGUUUGUAGUGCACAUACGCUGCUGUGAUUGUUUCUCCGCUCUCCGCCCUCCGCCUCCGCUUCCGCGGAGGAGCAUCGGGUGGCGUUUGGCAGUGGCCCACCGUGCAUCGAGAUGUAGUCAAACAUCUACGAAUGGACCAACCUCCUCUUGCAGCUGCGGUCGGGGGUGUGGAGGGGGGUAACUGGCUCUAUAUUUGGGACAGAGGCACUGGGUGCAGUCGUGUUGUGUAGGCUUUGGGUGGUAGAGGAAAGCGCUCAUCACAGCGACCGGAGGUAUGAACAAGACAUGCAGCCUCUUCUGUUCAUGUGGUGGAUUGGAUUCGUUGGUGACAAGAGAAGGCAAGUCGUAAAGCCGCCUGUGUUUGAGAAUGUUUUGUCCUCCCCGUGGCCCCUGUGGGGAUUUUUUGCUUUGUUU